Messenger RNA from Mytilus trossulus (common blue mussel), 677 nucleotides. Its product is annotated as bursicon-like. NCBI's taxonomy places the organism in Eukaryota, Metazoa, Mollusca, Bivalvia, Mytilida, Mytilidae. The record is from RefSeq and is a predicted model, not a curated record. The transcript is spliced from 2 exons. The coding region runs from base 60 to 533 and encodes 157 amino acids.
AUGGUGAGGCCAAUAAGGUAUAUGACCACCAACGCACUUAUAUUGGUAUAUAAUUGAAAAUGAUCAUAAAAAUCUAUCAGUCUUCAGUGUUCACUAAUUGUUUCAAGAUGCCUCAUACAGCCCUUAUUGCAUGUGUCAUCUUAGGAGUAUUUAUUACUUUGUCUGCCGCCCAGUGUGAAAAAAAAUUUAUCAUACAUACAAUAAAAUUAAAAGAUAUCAACUGUCCUCAAAAACGAAUUAUCUCUUACGGAUGCAUGGGUACUUGUACGUCAUACACAAGACCGUCAUCGACGAAUUUUGGGCAGCUUGAACACCACUGCCAAUGUUGUCAGGAUGCCGAGAAAAUAUUUGCUCGAGUACGGAUAUACUGUCCUCAUAAAGUGUACGUUGUUACUUUAGCUGUUCCACGGGAAUGUAGCUGUAGGCCGUGUUCAUUAUUACCCGAUCAUAUCAUUCCAUCAGAGCCAGAUUUUCUACAGAACAAAAGAAGUUUUUUGAAACUUGUAGGAGUUAAUUCUACACGAAAUCUAUAACCGUUGGACCUGCUAAAAAUGAAACGUACUGAACUAUAAAAUAUAUCGCUUCUUUGUGUUUAAUAAAAGUCUGUGAUAUGCAUGUAUGUAGACCUUUAAUUUGUUGUAAAAUUAUUUUUUUAUUUAUAAAGAUAUUUUUAGUUG